Molecule: messenger RNA, 618 nt
Organism: Procambarus clarkii (red swamp crayfish)
Lineage: Eukaryota; Metazoa; Arthropoda; Malacostraca; Decapoda; Cambaridae
Source: RefSeq, a predicted model, not a curated record
AUGAAAGAGUGCAAGAUGGCAGAGUGCAAGAUGGCUGAGUGCAAGAUUAAAGAGUGCAAGAUGGCAGAGUGCAAGAUAGCAGAGUGCAAGAUGGCAGAGUGCAAGAUUACAGAGUGCAAGAUUACAGAGUGCAAGAUGGCAGAGUGCAAGAUGACAGAGUGCAAGAUGACAGAGUGCAAGAUGGCAGAGUGCAAGAUGACAGAGUGCAAGAUGGCAGAGUGCAAGAUUACAGAGUGCAAGAUAGCAGAGUGCAAGAUGGCAGAGUGCAAGAUGGCAGAGUGCAAGAUGACAGAGUGCAAGAUGGCAGAGUGUAAGAUGGCAGAGUGCAAGAUGGCAGAGUGCAAGAUGGCAGAGUGCAAGAUGGCAGAGUGCAAGAUUACAGAGUGCAAGAUGGCAGAGUGCAAGAUAGCAGAGUGCAAGAUAGCAGAGAGCAAGAUGGCAGAGUGCAAGAUGGCAGAGUGCAAGAUUGCAGAGUGCAAGAUGGCAGAGUGCAAGAUAGCAGAGUGCAAGAUGGCAGAGUGCAAGAUGGCAGAGUGCAAGAUAGCAGAGUGCAAGAUGGCAGAGUGCAAGAUGACAGUGCAAGAUGGCAGAGUGCAAGAUAGCAGAGUGCAAGAUUAA